UGUGUGUGUGUGUGUGCGUGCGUGCGUGCGUGUGUGUGUGUGUGUGUGUGUGUGUGUUAACGCUGUCAGCUGCUGUCGGUGGAGAGCAGCACCAACCAACAGCGGCUCAAACAGACCGACAAUGGAGACGGAAACACGGAUGGAGCUGCAGUAGAGAUCCGGGGAGGAUGCUGCGGCUGCUGUGAGUGUUUAGUCCGCGUCAGCUGCACCUGCCGUGGAUGAUUUUCCCAGAUGGGUUGUGGGGGGAGUCGGGCGGACGCUAUCAUCGAGCCCAGGUACCAUGAGAGCUGGACCAGAGAAACGGAAUCGACGUGGCUUACCAACACGGACGUAGAGACCUCUCUAGCAGUGGCAAACGGUAAAGCCCUGGAGGCCAGUCUGAGGGAGAAGAGGAUGGUGAACACAGGCACCCAGUGUGGGAAGCAGGCCCUCACAUCCACUGGCUCCAACCACCAGAGGAGACCCAGACGCUCCCUGAGUGAUGUAGGUGUCACUGGUAGCAGCAAACCACCCGUGACACCAAAAGGAGGGCAUCAAAAGAAGCCGGUGCGCUGUGUAAAGAUGGGCAGCCCGUCAGUAUCAACACUGGUGGAGAGGCUGCACCUGGGGACGUGUGUGAUGAAAGAUGAAGAAAAACCAAGACUCUGCGAAGAGGAAGAUGGCCGGAUCUAUGAAAACUUCACCAGAAGACGGGAUGGUGAUUUAAAAAAGUGUGUGGAUGAUCUUUGCUAGGGACUUGGUUCUUUACAACACAAGCACCUGCAUAAUGUCUCAAUCCAAAGAUCUCGGGAUGCUGCAUCUUUAUUGUGCCAUUGCAAAUGCAUGCGUGAAGUGAAGCAAGAGAGUGGAUCGCAAACAGUGUUAACGCUCUCCACCAGGCUUUUCUCCCAUGCUUAUGGUGCCGGUCAUGGAAUGGGUCACUGUGUUAAGCCACUUUUAAAGAAAACAAGAACAGACCGUACCGUAUGCACAUGAUAAUCACAAUCUGCACAUCAUAUGUUUUCUGUGUGUGUGGGGCCUUCCUUAAGAAUUAUGCUUCAGUUCUUUGUGCAAGUAUAUUCCUUUUGUUGUGAAUGAAAAAACAAGGAUGAUGCUGUUAAACUGUAAAUGCUGUAAAGGAUUUUCAUUUAAAUGACCCUGAAGUGCUGUUUAGAAACUCGGAUUUGGAGGUUUGACACUUGAAGGCUGAAGACUGUCUUUUCCAGCCUUUGCAAGAUAAAAAACAAACACACCCGCA
This is a messenger RNA of Notothenia coriiceps (black rockcod), 1237 nucleotides long. RefSeq names its product brain and acute leukemia cytoplasmic protein-like. The coding region runs from base 232 to 732 and encodes 166 amino acids. The record is from RefSeq and is a predicted model, not a curated record. NCBI's taxonomy places the organism in Eukaryota, Metazoa, Chordata, Actinopteri, Perciformes, Nototheniidae. The transcript has 3 exons. Gene Ontology annotation, cellular component: cytoplasm.